UGUCAUGCUGUGUGAAACAUAAAUAAAGCGUAUUAAUUUUAUUAAAUCAUGACUUAAUACUCAAUUAUAAAUUGUUAAAAUGAAAUAAUUCACGUAGAAAAUCAACUAGAAGUAACAUAUUUUGUUUUAAUUAAUGACAUUAUGGAUGGUUUAAUUCACGCGGCAUUGGAAGCAGAGGUAAUACUUAAUCGUGCCAAACAUGUGAAUUCAAAUAUAACACAUUUUGACAGUGGUGUCUCAGACCAUAAAAUGACUUGGACCCAUGAAAAAAUGCAUUUAGCAGAAACUGUUGAUGAUACCAGAAUGAAAUUUCAACGAAGUGGAACAAGUUCAACUACUAAAUCGAGCGAAAAGUUUGAUUUAUUUAAGAAGUUACAUGAACUUUACAAUGAUUUAAGUAGGGAUGAAUUAUCUCAAGCGAGCUAUCAAGGACUUAAAACAACUUCAUAUUUACUGGAAAAGCUCUUAGCUACAUAUAAUCUAAACACAUUAAUUAUCAACUUGUAUCCUGGAAAUAAAGGAUACUCCCUUUCUCUCAAAGUUAACGGAAAUACACAGCUAUUAACACCACCACCAGAUGGAAGUACAUCUGCAAAUCAAGAUGAAACCUUGAUAGAAACUCCUAGAUGGCCAUAUGAAGAGGAAGAACUUCUAAGUUACCUAGACAAUGAAGAGCUGCCAGUGGUGCUAUUAGAUCUACUAGAAUCUGAACAUUCAUGUUUGUUUUACUCUGGGUGCAUUAUUGCUCAAGUCAGAGAUUAUAGACAAGCAUAUCCUAGUUUUAUGUGCGAUACACAUCAUGUUCUUUUGAGGCCUACAAAUCAGAGCAUAAUAACGGACGCAAUGUGCAUUGGAAGUAGAUGUGGAUGGGUAGGUGAAGAGCGAAGUGCAAUUGAGGCAGUGGAGGCAGCUUUGGUUCACGCUUCGGCGCCACCACUCUGCCUAGAGCCAAGGCCGGCCGUUGGGUUACUAGCUGCUAAAUUACAUGCUGCACCACGAUUAUUCAAUACGCCAAGAGUAAGGCGGCAAGCGAGGCGGUUUUCUCAGGUUGCUGUAAAUAGGAAGAGGAAAUUGGACCAGUUCACACACUAUCAUGGCUUGGAACUUCUGGAACUCAUACAUAGACAAAGGGCAAAGAAUAGUAGACAAUCCGUUCCCCAUACAAGGCUCACUUCUAAAUUUCCUAAGAAACCACCAGAGGUGUUCAAACCAAUUGAGCCGCCGAAAAUGGAGCCAUUACCUCUCGCUCUGCCAUCAGAGCCGAGCGGGCCGCUUCGUGUUGCGAGAGCGUACGAACGGCCACGCCCAACACCUGAUUGCCAACCCCAAUUAGUUGAAGAAUAUAUAUUGGAAACUGAAAAGACGUCACCGCACGCUGGCGCUGGAUUUUUCCAUAUAAAACUCAGUAUACUGCAGAGGCCAUCAGACCAGGAGUUCCUUGGGGAGCUCUAUGUUGAUAGGGAUCAUGUGGAGGGGGAGAAGAAUGGUGCGGCGUGUCGGUUUACGCUAGGAUCUCGCCUCCAAGCAAACAAGUACAUACAACAGUUCACGGAGAUAUUUACCGAAGAAGGGCGUAAAUCUGUGAGAAUAAAACACAUUGUACCUGGACAGCUGCCUAGAGUUUCAUUCACGGGUGGCAUGAGGGAAAUUCAACAAGGACAGCAACAGUUGCUACUCCAGCAGAGGUCUGCGGCGGCGAGUAACGCCACGGUACAAACACAUGCCACUACGGUCCCUGUUGUGACAUCGGCAAUAUCAACGCCAGCCGUUCAUCCGAAUACCAGACAACUACCGAUAUUGCAGGCGCAACUUCAGCAAGUCGCUGCAGUUGGCAAUGUUGGAAACGUCGCCACUGUUGGCACGGUUGUCGGUACUGUUGGUAACGUUGGCAACGUUGGAGCAGUCGGCACUGUCGUUGGCACUGUUGGAAGUGUUGGUACCGUCGUUGGUACCGUGGGUAAUGUUGCCACUGUGGUUGGCAACGUGGGUAACGUGACGACUGUGCCGACGGUGGCAAGUGUACCGCCGGUGGCUGGGGUGGCAGUUGAAACGGCGCUCAAGCAACAGCCAUCUCCUACGCCGAGAUUGUCACCGCAAGUCCAUGACAUUCAUUCAACGCAGGCGUCAACUAACCAGUUGCUGGCUCAGCAAUUAACGAAUCCGCCUCAACCUCUCAACCCGCAGAAGAUGCAGUCCGCCAUUAUCCACAUACAGCAUCCUUUGAUGUCUACCACUGGAACAUCACAGGUGCAAACAAUACAGUACACAACUGCGACGACGGCUCAACAAAAAGCAACUGUCACAAAGCCGAGGUCAACGAAUCCAGCCAUCAAUGCUCUAGUCACGAGUCUUAUGAACUCCGCCCAGCAGUUCCAACAAGCUGCAAAUCAAAACGCUGCAAAAUCGGUGGCAAGCACAGCAAGUAGUAACGCGACGAUACUGAACCUACUGAACAGCGCUCCGGCGGCCAUGACACAUGUGACGUCAUCGGCCGAUAACUCCCUUGAGCACAAGCUGUUAACACGAACAGUGUCCAUUGCGGGUGGAAGACUGAUAGCCACUACUACGACUGCGCAUACGCUGCCGACGUACUCGCAUCAGGUGAGGGUAAUGAGCGGCUAUACACGUGAUAGUGAGUCGACGAACGUGUCGAGUAGCGAGAGCGCGUUAUUGGAGAGGCUGAUGGGGGAAGACUCGCAGACUCACACGCCUCAACAGCCCCAGCAGACUGCGCAACCCGUUUGUCAUUUGCAGGGCGUAAGUCUCGCGUCCCUCCAGACUUUACAAAGUCUGCCAGGUCUUGCAGGGCUCCAGGGCGUCCAGAACGUUCAAGUCCAGAUCCCAGGUCUGUCAGCACCCAUCUCCCUCUCGCUGAACGUGUCCGGUGCUUCCAGUGGGUUACUGGUUUCGGUCCCACCAACGACGUCAGUGGUACUGGCUAAUCAACCCUCGGUGCUAAGUUUGCCUAUAGCUCAGCUCAUGGCGUCAGGCGUAAAGGCGGGUGUAAGAGGGGGCACAGUUCAAGUGGUACGAGGGGCGCGCCCAGCCCGGCUUGCGCGACCCGUCACGAGGCCCACCUUACAGCCCGCAGGAACAACCCAAUUCAUCACCCAACCGCAGACGCAGACGCUGAACGUACACCAAGUGCGACGGAAAUCGAAUCCUGACAGCUCAUAGUAAAAACUUUUCAUACACCACACUGCCAUUAGCUAAUUGUAAAUAUGUAUAUAUAUCUUUAAGACAGUGAUGCGUGUUAUGUGCAAUAUAUAAUUGUGUUUAUAUAUAAGAAAUAUGGAUGAAUUUUUUUUUUAAAUAGUCCAGUCAAUUUGGUCAAGCAGUGUUUGCUGGUUCAGCGUGCAACUCUCAUCCUUGAGGUCGUAGGUUCGAUCCCCGGCUUGGACUUUCUAUGUGCGCAUUUAACAUUCGCUCAUGAAGGAAAAUAUUGCGAGGAAGCCGGCACAAAACGCUGAUCACCUACUUGCGUACUAGAUUGAGAAUCUGAGGCCCAGACCUAAAAAGGUUGUGCGCCAUUGAUUUUUUUUGGUCAAGCGCGUCCUUGAAAAUCGCUGUGCUAUAUAUUUUAAUUCCAUAUUUCUUUAUACGAAAUCGCCGCAAGAGACUGACAGAUAAAUUUUGGUAUAAUAUUUUAAGCUCCUUGACACUUAUGCUGUCAAAACAUUUGGUAGCACAGUUUGUAGUCCCAACUUUGAUUUCCUGUCAUUUAAUUUCGAUAUAAAAAUCAUUUUGUAUUUGCAACACAGUUAUGGACGUGCACUAUAGAUAGAACCGUGUUUUGUUACCAUGGUUACGAUGUAUUUAUAGAAGGCAACCAUGGUAAGAAACAGUCGACGUUUUAUAAAACACU
Messenger RNA from Pieris napi, 3865 nucleotides. RefSeq names its product transcription factor SPT20 homolog (gene Spt20). Gene Ontology annotation, molecular function: transcription coregulator activity. Gene Ontology annotation, cellular component: SAGA complex. NCBI's taxonomy places the organism in Eukaryota, Metazoa, Arthropoda, Insecta, Lepidoptera, Pieridae. Gene Ontology annotation, biological process: regulation of transcription by RNA polymerase II. The record is from RefSeq and is a predicted model, not a curated record. The transcript has 18 exons. The coding region runs from base 142 to 3177 and encodes 1011 amino acids.